AUGUCAGCACAAGCCAACCUUGCAGCCAUGUUUAAACCUCCAGCUAAUCAAGUACUAGCUAAUGAUUUGAGAUGGCUACCAAUCCCUGUGCACACUGUUGCUAAAGAAUCCGAUCCGGAAUUGUACGAGUCAAUUGAAUGCCCAGCAGCGAACAAAAAAGUCACGCAGAUGUACGCACAAAAUAAGGAGAUAGUGGCACUGGAAAAGAAGAACGCUGUACUUCUGAACUAUAUCGCUAAAAACGCUCACUGGCCCAACGGCACACUAAGUUUAUCGGAGAUGUGGUUUAUAUUCGAUCCGCUGAAUGUUGUGUUUCAUCAUAACGAUACACACAAAAUGCCGAAAUGGGUGAAUUCGACUAUCUGGAAUGAGAUCGUUCGUCUGUAUGACCAAACUUGCCAGUUCUACUUUAGUACCGAUAAAGUGAAGCGAUUACGUGCAGGUAUGUUGCUCAAAGAUAUUAUCGGCCGUUUGAAAAGAAAGUCACAUAAUCCAGUCACUGAGCGAGAAAAGUUUUAUGCAUAUUCAGCUGUGAGUUCAUUUUCAUUUGCAUGCACCUCAUCUAAAACUUCAGCUCAGUAA
Molecule: messenger RNA, 582 nt
Organism: Anisakis simplex (herring worm)
Lineage: Eukaryota; Metazoa; Nematoda; Chromadorea; Rhabditida; Anisakidae
Source: the annotation of a GenBank genome assembly